AUGCUCGCCUCACCCUUCCGUCAGCCCGCCCGCGUGUGCCUCCGCUGCCUGCGCACCUCACGCGCCUUCCUCCGCUUCUCCAGCACCGAUGGCGCCAGCUCCUCUCCCAUCCUGUCCCGCCUGCGUGAAGACAUGAAGGCCGCCAUGCGCUCCAAGGACCAGCCCACGCUCGCCGUCGUCCGUAGUCUUCUUGCCGACAUCACCAACCUCUCCAAGACCGCAUCUCCCAUUGCCAACGACACCCACCUGCGCUCCUUGCUUCUCAAGAAGACUUCGCAGGCCCAGGCUGCCGCGCAGGAGUUCCGCGAUGCCAAGCGCGAGGACUUGGCUACCAAGGAGGAUACCAGCGUGCAGAUCAUGCAGCGGUAUGUGGGCGAAAUCGAGGAAGUUGGUGGCCUGGUCAAGGACGAGGAAGUGAAGGAAGUGGUUCAGAAGACGCUGGCUGAGUGGAGCGAGGGCAAGAAGGAUUUUGGAAGCGUGAUGAAGAAGGUCUUGGGCGUGUUCGAAGGCAAGAUGGUGGAAAAGAGUGAUGUUGCAAAGGCCGUGAAAGACGCCCUGGCAUCUAAGUAA
Messenger RNA from Aplosporella prunicola CBS 121167, 570 nucleotides. RefSeq lists its product as uncharacterized. The transcript has a single exon. Gene Ontology annotation, molecular function: carbon-nitrogen ligase activity, with glutamine as amido-N-donor. Gene Ontology annotation, cellular component: mitochondrion. The record is from RefSeq and is a predicted model, not a curated record. Lineage: Eukaryota; Fungi; Ascomycota; Dothideomycetes; Botryosphaeriales; Aplosporellaceae. The coding region runs from base 1 to 570 and encodes 189 amino acids.